AUGGGGAAGCUGGCGGUAGGAGUGGCGGUUGGGGUGGCGGUGGUAGCGUGUGCGGUGGCAGGAGUGGUGGUGGGGAGGAGGGUACGGAGUAGGAGGAAGUGGACGAGAGUGGUAGGAGUGUUGAAAGAGUUAGAAGAAGCAUGUGAGACGCCAGUUGGGAGGUUAAGGCAAGUAGUGGAUGCUAUGGCUGUGGAGAUGCAUGCUGGUUUGGCUUCCGAAGGUGGCUCUAAGCUUAAAAUGUUACUCACCUUUGUUGACCAUUUGCCUACUGGGAGUGAGAUAGGAACUUAUUAUGCUCUAGAUCUUGGGGGUACUAAUUUUAGGGUCUUGCGAGUUCAGCUAGGAGGUAAAAGAUCUUCAAUCUUGUCUCAAGAUGUGGAGCGACAACCCAUUCCCCAGCACUUGAUGACAAGCACAAGUGAGGAUCUCUUUGAUUUUAUUGCUUCAACCUUAAAGCAAUUUGUCGAAAAAGAAGAAAGUGGGUCUGAGCCUUCUCCAGUUAGAACAAGGGAGCUUGGGUUUACAUUUUCUUUUCCAGUGAAACAAUUAUCUAUUCGUUCAGGGAUCCUUAUCAAAUGGACAAAAGGAUUUGCCAUUGAAGACAUGGUUGGAAAAGAGGUGGUGGAACUUUUAGAAGCAGCAUUGGUCAGAAGUGGUUUAGACAUGCGUGCUGUGGUAUUGGUAAAUGAUACUGCAGGAACCUUAGCACUUGGGCGUUAUCAUGAUGCUGACACUGUUGCUGCUGUGAUAAUUGGAACGGGUACUAAUGCCUGUUAUUUAGAGCGGGCAGAUGCCAUCAUAAAGUGUCAAGGUCUUCUUACAACUUCUGGAUGCAUGGUUGUUAACAUGGAAUGGGGAAAUUUCUGGUCAUCUCAUUUGCCAAGAACUUCUUAUGAUAUUGAUUUGGAUUUGGAAAGCCCUAACCCAAAUGAUCAGGGUUUUGAGAAAAUGAUAUCAGGAAUGUAUCUCGGUGACAUUGUUCGGAGAGUUAUUCUCAGAAUGUCGCAAGAAAUGGAUAUAUUUGGACCUGUUUCCUCCAGAUUGUCAAUCCCCUUCAUUUUGCAAACACCUUCUGUGGCUGCAAUGCACGAGGACGACUCUCCUGAACUGAGAGAAGUAGCUAAGAUCUUGAGAGAAACUCUGGAGAUUCCAGAGGUCUCUUUGAAGGUCCGAAAACUUGUUGUAAGAGUAUGUGAUGUUGUGACCCAUAGGGCUGCUCGAUUGGCAGCUGCUGGCAUUGUGGGAAUCUUGAAGAAGAUUGGACGGGAUGGGAGUGGAGGCAUCACUGGUGGAAGAAGUAAAAGUGAUGUAAAAAUGAGAAGAACAGUUGUGGCGAUUGAGGGGGGUUUAUAUACUAGGUAUACAAUAUUCAGAGAGUACUUGCAUGAAGCCCUGAAUGAAAUACUGGGAGAAGACAUGGCCCAACAUGUUAUUCUUAAGGUUACAGAAGAUGGAUCAGGCAUUGGCGGAGCUCUCCUUGCUGCCUCAUAUUCAUCCUACAGUGUGGAUAACUCACAGCAUCUCGUGGUUAUGGCAAGUUUUAAUGACCAUCAAGCUCCUCACCACCAUCCAUUAUCAUGGGUCGGCGCCAACUCCGCCAUUCAUGGUCCAUUUUGCCCUAGACAUUACCUUGCCGUUAUUGACUUCACCACCACCACCAUUUUACAUAAGGAAUACGUUAUUGCCAUCACAUCUGACAAACCCUAA
Dovyalis caffra is the source of this 1707-nucleotide messenger RNA. NCBI's taxonomy places the organism in Eukaryota, Viridiplantae, Streptophyta, Magnoliopsida, Malpighiales, Salicaceae. The record is from the annotation of a GenBank genome assembly.